AGUAAGAGCGAAUUUACUAUAUAUAGUAAUAUAAUUUACUACUUAUUAACUAAAAAUAAGCGGGUAAUAAGAAGUAUACUAACGUUAAAGGUCUAUAGUAUAGUUAAUAGCAUUAACCUCUCUUAUAUAAUUUUAAUAACGCUAAGGAAGAUUACUAAUUAA
Colletotrichum lupini is the source of this 162-nucleotide messenger RNA. RefSeq lists its product as uncharacterized. NCBI's taxonomy places the organism in Eukaryota, Fungi, Ascomycota, Sordariomycetes, Glomerellales, Glomerellaceae. The record is from RefSeq and is a predicted model, not a curated record. The transcript has a single exon. The annotation marks the transcript as partial.